GGGCAGGCAACUCGUCCAAGCUGAUCCCAGGCGUCGUAACCACCUGAUGAUUCGCCCCAGCGCGCUGAGGGAGAAAAUCGUUUGGUCUCUCACCGAAACCUCCAGGCCUUGGCUAGCUAGGCAAGUCAGUCACUCCGUGGGACCGUCACACCGCUACUGGCCUGCGCGGAGAGGAGAAGGAAGGAGAGCUAGAACCUAGAUCUUGUGUGCCACUUGUUUCAACUGUCAACAAAAUCGAAGAAGAAGAAGUAAAAAGAAUAGGGAGUAGAAGAAGUAGAAGAAGUAAAAGAAAUAGAAGUGGAGAAGUAGAAAAAUUAAUAAUUAGAGGAAAGCAACAAUUCCGGCCGCUGCGUCGAUCGUGUUAAUUACACCUUUAUUGUGUCUGUGCGCGUGUACGUAAACCUUCGCUUCUACGUUGGUUUUUUUUCCCCUUUCUUUCUUUCAUCUCAACACUGUGCGUGUUUGUGGAAAGGCCUGUGAGUAAGUUCGUUUGUCAGCGUGUACGACGGACGUGGCUGUUUGGACAAAAACAUUCUUUCUCUCACUUCGUCAAGGAUUGACUGACCACAACGUCGUUCAACUGGUCAGAAAUAUAUUUAUUGUUGACAACAAAUCGUCGUCACAGUGGUCAGAUGGUGUCGACCUGUUUUGUGUGACUGAAGUUCGGCCUCAGCAGAGUGAUGAUACAGGACAGAAUCUCAACUUGUGCAGGACUCUUCAACAGUUACGUCGUUGUGACUUCUUCUUGAAUAUUUACGAGAGACAAGGUACAUUUUAUAUACGUGAGUUGUUUUUUUUUUUUCGCCCAGUCUGUAACUGCAGCUAUUCUGACUUUCUCAAUUAAAAAAAAAAAGUCUCGGAGCGAAGAAUCUUUCAGAGGCACUCCGAAGUGCUAAGGAACAAGUUUUUCAAAGUGAGACUUCUCCUGAAAAAGUAAACGUUCUCUAAAUAAAUUUCAUGUGUUGGACUUUUGUGAUUUCUCAAGCUUCUCGGAUUCUAAAGAUAAGAACCCAAGACUUUAAAUGUUCAAGGAACGGAAUAUAACCAGGGCGGGUUAUUCUUCUGCACUCUUGUCACCCUCCCAGUCUUCAUCAACGUCUUCGUCAACAGUUCAUGACGGUCGAGCUUAUAAUUUGACCAUCAGCCAAACCAUUGGCUUAUUUCAACGUCAUACCCCGGGCACAGGUCUGUGUUCGUGAAUCACCAUCUCAGCUUUCAUCAUACCCCCCCCCCCGGCCACUCCACCCCCUUCUGUGGUCUGUUGACCCACUAACCACUGACCCACUGACCAGUGACCAGUGACCACUGAGCAGCGCCACCAAUGAUGACCGAGUCGGACCUGGUGUCUCCCACCUCCACGUCUGCCCCUCACGAGCUCAGCCCGGGCAGGAUGGAGGAGAAAACUUCCUACAGAAAAACUCACAGUAUUCCAAGCUGGAAAAGGCUGACAUCCUAGAACUCACUGUGAAACAUCUGAAAAAUGUGCAGAGAUACCAGGUCUCUUCUUCUCUCACCCAGACCCCAGACGCCAUCAGCAAGUACCGCGCAGGGUUCAACGAGUGCGCGAACGAGGUCAUACGGUAUCUAGGUCAGUCACAUGGGGUCAACGACGAAGCCCGCUCCAGGAUCCUCUCUCAUUUAGCCUCCAUUCUGACCCCCAUCAACACGCUGCCCCUUCAGCAGGCCCACCACCACACACCCAUACUCCCAGCGCCAUCCUCCUCCGUCGUGGCGGCGUCACAACAGCAGCAACUACAGCAACAGCUUCAACAGCAACAUCAUUUCCACCUCCAACAGCAGCAACAGCAGCAUCAGCAGCAUGCAGCGUAUCUUAGCGCUGCUAGCCAGGGUCUGACUCUCGACAGCAACAACAACAACAGCAGCAGCAACAACAACAAUAACAACAACAGCAGCAAUAUCAACAGCAAGUCCAUCAAACUGGAAACUUCCUCCUACGCCACUCACAGUUCCGCAGUAGUCAAAUCGGUGGGGAGAGAGGCCACCGCCAUGAAUCUAGCCACGCCCACCCCUGACGUCACCUCGGCAAACUCCGCCUCCCCGACCGCCUUCCAAGCGCCCAUCGUGAGUGGAGUGACAGCAGCACCCCCUGGAGGCCUCCAGCUCCCGUGUAUCGCCACCGCUGCCAUGGCAACCGGCACGCAGUUCCAGCUGGUGCCCAGCGCCCUCCCCUCAGGCCAGCUAGCGCUAGUCCUAGCCCCACAACACGUCUCCGCCCUCAACAUGGGCGUCUACACGCAGCAGCAGCAGCAGCAGCAGCAAGCCGCGGCAGCGACUCGAACCCCGCUCCUCCACGACGCUGCACAGUCACUACCACCACCACCACCACCGCCGCCGGCACCACACUCUCAGAAUCAGAAGGUGACUACAGCUGGGACGCGAAUCCCCCUUCUUCACGACACGACUUCGACGAUGCAUCGCUUGCAUCAACAUCAUCAUCAUCAGCAACAACAUCAUCAGCAACAGCAGCAGCAGCAGCAACAACACCCACACAGCAGUGUCCUAGAAGACGGGAAAAACCGCCUCCCAUCAAACCUCCGUAACGAGAGCCCCAUGUCUCUGGUCACCAAACACCCCCGCUCCCCGAAACUGACCGGAACCCCUCCCACAACCACGGCCGUCCAGCCGUCACCCUUACAACACCAAGAGGUCAGUCAAGGUGGAGGUCAAGGUGAGCGAUCAGCAGCGGUUGAGCAGUCCACAGCAGCUCGGGCUACUGUCACUACGUCACCAAACCAUGUGACCUCCCACCAGGCUUCGUCUGCUUCUUCUCGAGACUCGGGAAAGAAAACCGAGACUGAUAUGGACACUGAUGACAACGACAACAGCAACAUCCACAGAAAUAUCAUCAACAAGAACACCACUGCCAACAACAACAACAGCAAUAACAACAACAACAACAACAAAAACAAUGCAAAUAACAAUGUGAUGCGAGGAACGACGAAAGAGAACGAUCCAAUGUGGAGACCGUGGUGAAGACUGAGGACGAUAUCACUUGGGGAGAUUGAUGUGAAAAAGUUUUAGCAAGACUGACAGUUAGAGCUGUUCGACACUUGCAACUCAAGAAGGUCAUACUCGUAUAAGAGCCGAAGAGAAGAGGUGUUACACAAAGAAGAAGGAGGAGGAGAGAUCUAGAUAAGGACGAUGCAU
This is a messenger RNA of Aplysia californica (California sea hare), 3168 nucleotides long. Its product is annotated as probable serine/threonine-protein kinase tsuA. The record is from RefSeq and is a predicted model, not a curated record. NCBI's taxonomy places the organism in Eukaryota, Metazoa, Mollusca, Gastropoda, Aplysiida, Aplysiidae. Gene Ontology annotation, molecular function: RNA polymerase II cis-regulatory region sequence-specific DNA binding; DNA-binding transcription factor activity, RNA polymerase II-specific; protein dimerization activity. Gene Ontology annotation, cellular component: nucleus. Gene Ontology annotation, biological process: anterior/posterior pattern specification; regulation of neurogenesis; regulation of transcription by RNA polymerase II.